This is a messenger RNA of Protopterus annectens (West African lungfish), 8680 nucleotides long. It is a transcript of the gene WAPL, whose product is annotated as WAPL cohesin release factor. Lineage: Eukaryota; Metazoa; Chordata; Ceratodontiformes; Protopteridae. Bases 193 to 3996 code for a protein of 1267 amino acids. The record is from RefSeq and is a predicted model, not a curated record. The transcript is spliced from 21 exons. Gene Ontology annotation, biological process: regulation of chromosome condensation.
AGGUUUCUUGAUGCACGCAGAGGAGCAGGCAGACAAACUUGGAACAGAGGCAGCAUGUGAAGAUAACAUAAAUUCUGGAAUCAUGCCUCAAAGUCAUGACUGCAGUGGCACCCUGAAGAUCUCGAAAUAAAGAAGGUGCUUGCCUUAGUCCUUUAUGCCUGCUAGCCCAGAGAAUAUGAUACAGGUGUCACAAUGACAUCCAGAUUUGGGAAAACCUAUAGCAGGAAAGGGAGUAAUGGCAGCUCGAAGUUUGAUGAGGUCUUCAACAAACGGGCAACACUUUGUACUAAAUGGGGGGAGACUACAUACAAGGCACAGGUAAGCCAGAAGAGACCUAACUUGAAAGCAGAAGGAUCUGAAAUUCCUAAGAAGUCCAAGAUUGAGGAUGGAGUAUCAGAUGAUCCAUUUGGAUUUGACAGUGAUGAAGAUACUUUUCCUCUUCCAACACGAAGUAUGUCGCAGUCUAAAAGCUCGUCACCACAGCCUGCAGAGUCCAUGAAAACUGCCCCAUUAGAAAACUUUUCUACUGUUUUGGAGGCCAGUACCACAGCUUCCCGGCUAGCUGCUGGAGAUAAAAUAUAUUCUAGCAAAUCCAUAUCUGCUAUUCAUGCUUCAAGGGAAACAAAAGAAAACACAGACCAAACUUUGGAAGAUGGAGACCUUUUCAGCUUUAAAGUCCCCACUGCAGAGAGAAAUAAAAAGAGAAAUGUGGAGAAAGACAAGGUGAAGUCUACCACAAAAGCACAGAAAGAACCACAGAACAAGAAAGAAGAAAAGCUUGCACAAUGGAAAAAGUCAUCAGAAGAUAAAGAAAGGAGAAAAGCAGGCAAAGAUUGCGGCCAGUCAAACCACCAGAGUCUUUGUCCUACAAACAAUGAGUCUACACAAAACCAGACUUUAGAGAACAUUGAGAACAGUUGUGCAACAUACAGAAAUGCUUCAGAAAAUUAUGUGAAAGCUACUUGUCAUAUUACAAACUUAACAGAGCAUAAUACUGACAAUAAUGUACUCUUAAUGUGCGACUCCGAAUACACACAGGAAACCCUUCCAAGGAGUUAUUUGCAACAAACUGCUGAGUAUGGGUUGGGGUUUCACAUAGAGGAAAAUAAGUCAGAUGACUCGUAUUUAAAUUUUUACAGUGAUCCUCAUGAAGAGGAUAAAGGCAGCAAAACAGAGGCUUUUAAUAUGGAAGUCUUUGACAAUAUAAAGGAAACUGAAAUUGAAACUGAAAUUGAAACUGAAAUUGAAACUGAAACUGAAUAUACUGCACAUGUAAUUCUCAGGUCAGGCAACUGCAGGACAUACUGUAGGUCUAGCAAAGCAAAACAAUCCCAGGGGACAUUUAAUUUUGAAAAGGUAUUGGAUGGUACUGGUCUGGCCACUACUAAAACAAAUAGUGUUCUAAAUCAUGGUCCAGGAACGGAAAGCAAACAUGCAUCAUACACUAACACCAGUGUCCGUGGGACAGCAGGGCGGACUCGAGACUAUACUGUUCUUCACCCUUCUUGUCUUUCAGUUUGUAAUGUCACUAUACAAGACUCAAUGGAACGCAGUGUAGAUGAUCUUGCCACAGCAGCUCCAGCAGAUCUUGGAGAGGCAGGACGUCUCCGGAAAAAAGCAGAAUUAGCUACUUGUAAGACGACAACAAGAUUCCGGCCUGGCAAUCCAAAAUCUAAAAAGGAUGUCAAGCUGGCUUUUUUUGGGUUUGAUGAAAAUGAUGGGGGGGAAGGUGGUGAGGGGGCCUCCAGAACAUCUGGAAGCUCCAACUAUAGAAUAAAAUAUUUUGGAUUUGAUGAUCUUAGUGAAAGUGAUGAGGAUGAUGAAGUGUCCUCUGAGAGAAAAGCUAAGAAGAUGGCAAAAAAGGCAGCUUCUGCACGGAUGCGUAUGUCAAACUCUGAAGGAAAUGAACAUUCUCUUCAUAGCCAGAUGAGCACCAACUCGGAUACGUUGAACUAUGCUGAGGAACCUUACAUGCCAGAUGUUUCCAAGAAAAGUGUUAGCAAGCAGCCAGCCAAGGAAGGUGCUAGAAAGAUAUUUAGUGGACCAAAAAGGUCUCCUACUAAAGCUGUAUACAAUGCAAGACAUUGGAACCAUCCAGACCAAGAGGAAUUACCAUCGGCACCAUUGAGCAAAUCUCAAACCGUUCCAUCUAGUGCAUCCACCAAAGAUGCAACAUCCAUUAAAGAUGAUGGGAUCUUUAAAGCUCCUGCUCCACCACCUAAGGUUAUAAAAGCUGUGACCGUGCCUAUACAACCCAAUCAAGAAGCAAUAACCACACUUCGUUGUCGAAAAGAGGAUAAAGAGCUCUACACUGUUGUCCAGCAUGUGAAGCACUUCAAUGACGUUGUAGAAUUUGGGGAGAACCAGGAAUUUUCUGAUGAUAUUGAAUAUUUGCUAAGUGGGCUAAAGAGCAGCCAGCCCCUCAACACGCGUUGCCUUAGUGUUAUUAGUCUAGCCACAAAGUGUGCAAUGCCUAGUUUCAGAAUGCAUCUCAGAGCCCAUGGUAUGGUGGCAAUGGUAUUCAAAACACUGGGAGAUGCCCAGCAGUACCAGAAUCUAGCACUAUGUACAGCAGCAUUAAUGUACAUCCUUAGCAGGGACCGUUUGAACAUGGAUUUAGAUAGAGCCAGUUUAGAUCUAAUGAUCCGAUUACUGGAGAUGGAACAGGACCCUUCAGCACAUCAGCAGCUGAGUGAAAAAGAGAUGAGCAAAGUUAAAGAGAAAAUACGAAAACUUUGUGAAACCGUUCACAAUAGACAUCUGGAUCUAGAAAAUAUCACAACUGGACACUUAGCCAUGGAGACAUUAUUAUCACUUACCUCAAAACGAGCUGGGGAUUGGUUCAAAGAGGAGCUUCGGUUAUUGGGUGGUCUGGAUCACAUAGUUGAUAAAGUGAAGGAAUGUGCAGAACACCUAGAUAUUCAAGAUGAAGAAGAAAAACUGUUUGCAUACCUCUGGGGAGCAGAGAGAUGUCUUCGGGUAUUGGAAAGUGUUACAGUACACAAUCCAGAGAAUCAAAGUUACCUUAUAGCAUACAAAGACUCGCAGCUUAUAGUUUCAUCAGCAAGAGCUUUACAGCACUGUGAAGAACUAAUACAGCAUUACAACCGUGCUGAUGUUAAAACCUGUGGAGACAAUGCAUUGUGUUCCCGUAGUUCUAACCACCUGGGAAAGGCAGUGGAAGACUGCAUGAGAGCCAUUUUUGGAGUUUUGCUUAAUUUAACAAAUGAUAAUGAGUGGGGAAGCACAAAGACAGGAGAGCAGGACAACCUAAUCAGCACAGUAUUAAACUGUGUUUUGCAGGUUCCACAGUACUUGCCGCAGGAACAACGUUUUGACAUAAGAGUUCUGGGUCUAGGUCUGCUCAUCAACUUGGUGGAGUACAGUGCUCGUAACAGGCAUUGUUUGGUCAAUAUGGAAACAUCAUGGUCCUUUGAUUCUUUCUGUGCUGGUAAUGAAGAUGACAGCUUACGGAUUGAUGAAUCAGUCAGUGCCAUCCGUGCUUUGGUGCAGUUGUUCCUACAGAGAGAAAGGGCAGCACAACUGGCAGAAAGUCAAACAGAUGAUUUUAUCAAAGAUGCUCCAUCACAACAGCUUGAUAAGAGUGGGGAAUGGCAGGAGACAAGUGGUGAGAUACAGUGGGUUGCUGCUGAAAAGAGUAAUGACAGCUCAAAUACAAGACAAGUGGAUGCAGCAAAUGAUGACAAAAAGGAGGAAGAGGAUGAAGAACUUGAUUUAAAUAAAGCGCUUCAACAUGCUGGGAAGCACAUGGAGGACUGCAUUGUUGCCUCGUACACUGCACUACUGUUGGGAUGUCUAUGCCAGGACAGUCCAAUGAAUGUGACGAUUGUGAGAGAUACUUUACCAGACGGAGACUUCUCAAUAAUGACAGAAAUGCUUAAAAAGUUCCUUAAUUUCAUGAACUUGACAUGUGCUGUGGGAACAACAGGCCAGAAGUCUAUAUCUCGAGUAAUUGACUACUUGGAACACUGCUAGAAGAUGCUGGACUGUUGCUAAAGCCACUCAAUGCUGGAUCCACCCUUAGAUAAGGGUGAAAAAAGAAAAAGCCCAAUAGAAAUGUCCUUUAAUGUGUAAAGGCACUAUUUUAUAUAGAUUCAAAAACUAAUUCACCAGUAUAUUGGCCUUUUAUUUUUCUAUUGUAUCUAAUGACAUUCUGCAGUUACCAGGAAGUUAAACAUUAACUGUUAGUAAACUGCAGAACUCAGGCCAGGUACAAGCAAGGUUGAGCAAUCACUGGCAGGUAACUCAGUGCAUCUUUUGGAAGUGUGAGCUUUGUUUCAGCCUGGAUCACAGCUACUAGAACAACUGAAAUUAACAAGGUCGGUUGCUGUCGUGGUACCCUGUGAAGUACAAAGGCUAGUCUGCUGCUUAAAUCCUGUUUUCUGGUAAAAUUUCGUGGUGUAUCCCGAUUACCUUGCAAAUUUGUUGCCCACAAAGGCUUAUUUAUUUUUUUACUUGAUAUGCAUUACAUCCAUACAGGUGCUCUACUUUAACAUGGAAUCGUAACAGAAUGGCUAUAGCAGCAAAUGCAGGUCAUUGUUUUUGUUGUUACUUCAAUGUGGCUGAGAAUGUGCACGAGAAACUGUUGAAAUAAUGGAAAAGGGUAAUAAUAAAUAUAUAUUUACUGCAUCUUUUCCACGUAUAGUGCUUCUUAACACUCAUUUUGAGUCAAAAGGAUACAGCCACAGGUGAAGAUUUGAAGAUUUUAUUUUCUUCUAUUUGAAAAUGUGGGUAUUCAGAAAAAUACUGUACAUUAUUUAAGGAAAUAUCAUUCGAAGGUACAUUUUCCAGGAGAAUUUAUCAUUAAUACCUUACCCAAACUGCCUUAUUCUGAACAAUGUUUCUAGGUAUGUACUUCUCAGGCUUCUGCACUAUGUAUGGUUUCAAAUGUUGGAAGGUGUUCUUUCGGUGUAACUUCAUGGGAUGCCACAAAAUAGUAAUGUAAACCUAAUUACCUAGUGCUGCUUAGUCCAUCGUGUCCUGCCUGUUUGCAUGCGAUGUAGAACAUUUUGUGAGAUGAAUUUCUGCAGCUUGUAAACCUUGAGGGACAGGAUAAUCCACCAGUUAAGCCAUUUCUAGUAGACAUCUUAGGCAUGUUUUCUUUUUCGUUUGUGUGCUGUUUGUUUUCUUGUUUUAAGUGUUAAUAUAAUACUGCCUGAAGCACCUUUCCAGCAUAUUAAUUUAUUUUAUUUAAAUGCGUACUAUUUUAACAGGCAACGAUACAGUGUAAAGAGCGAACACAGUUUGAUGUAGAUUUGAUGCCACUGUGCAUUUUUACAAAAGAAUUAGGUUAUUUACCUUACUGCAGUGUAAAGACUACUUGGUGUGGAUUAAUGAUUGGCACUGAGUUCUGAAUCUGCACACCUGGAACUGGUUCCUUUUACUUCAGCUGCACACUACCUGGCCGUAGCUCUCUUAGUCAAACUCCCACCACCUUAGUUGCAGUUAAAAACUUUUUUCCCUUAACCAAUCCACAUCCAGCUACAAAAAUUCCGGAAAUAAAGCUAUAUUUUAAGUUCUCAGCUGAUGAUGUUCCUCACUACAGUUUCUAGACUCAUACUCGUCUUUACUGGUAAUUGAGUAGUGGGACUUUCGUUAGCAACCACUGUUUGUCAGGAAUAUUUUUUGGUUAGUUAUGUUCUUAGGGUGGCUGAGUUUUAACUAGGACUGCAUGUCGCUCAAAAGAAGCAAUAUCUCACAAAACAUCAGUAGUAAAAUUAGAAUCCAUUUUCCAUGACAUGCUGUUCUUUAGUUGCCUGUUGCAGUGAAUUUGUAACAUUAAAACCUUUUUUCUCUCCCUGUUGGCUGUUCUACACUUGCCUGUUAUAGAGGAUGCUGAAAUGUAGAGUACUCCCACACACUCAGUAGCUAAGAAAGUGUGUGAUAGUUCAGCACUCCAACCAGAACUCUUUAAAGGCUGUUCUUUGUAUUGUGAACAGAUUCUCAUAGGUUUUGUAUUGCUUGUUACCUUAUUUAAAAUGAAGCUGUAUAUUCCAGAAUAUACUAGCAUUUACAAAAUUGGAGCAACUUAAUUCAGCAUAUUUCAUUGGAGUAAGGCCUUUUGGAAUUUAGAGAAUAAUUUACCUUGUUUUUUCUUGAAUUUGAAGGUGUUAUCCCAUUGAACCACGAACUGGAUCACCCAAAAGGCAAGCUUGCAUAAAAGUAUUUUAAAUGGAGUAAUUAUGAAGAUAUGUUGUAAUGUAUAUGUCCACCACUACUGAUCUUCCCACCCACAGAGAUGAUGCAUUAAUCACUAUGAAAGCUUAAACAUGUAUCUUAGUUUUGCAUGUGUGCCUCAUAAUAGCCUUUGCUCUUUCCUGUACUUGAAAAAAAAAAUACAACUACUUGAAUUGGAUAGGUAAAACUGAGGACUGGUUAACAGCUUUGCUAGCUUCUUCCCUCUCCUUAGGUUACUUUUCAGUACAUCUUAUUCUGAGAACAGCUGAAAAUACCUUUCACUCUUCAAUCUUAAUCACUUUCCAGGAUGGCUGGCUGCUGGGUGUUUUUUUGUAGGGGUUUCACAAGUCCUUUUGAAAAUCACAUUAUUUUUUUACGUGCAUCCUGCGCAAAACCAUCUUGUUCAUUGUACAAUUGGGCAUGUUUAAUGUACUGAGCGACCCGCAGAAUUUGUAUUGUCAUCUGUCUGUGGAAGAUGCUGCAGUAGACAUGCUGUUAUUGACUUUUGAGAUUCUGGAAUUCCAUUCAUAACACUUCAUUAUUUUAGGGGGAAAAAGGUAGUUGAAAAAGGGGGUCUGGAAAGAAGUUCUUCUUGAUUAAAUUGAAAAGGGCUUUUCAUGGUUGAAGUAAGGUUUUGCAGGUGUUUGAGCAAUCCUACUUUAAGUACAGUUCUUGGAUUCAAAUGUAUUUGCCCAGAGUUGUACUAAGCUUUAGAAUGCCCUUUCCUCUGGAGUGCUGAUAAACCAGCAUACAAUAUGAUUUUUCAAGAGAAUAGUCAUGGUCUUGUAAUUGCCAGCAUACUUGCCUGUGGGAUGUGCAUUGUGGGAAAUAUCCACAAAGGUGAGUACAAGAUUUACAGAGCAGUUCCUUGACUGCUGUACAGCUUGCAGUGUAAAACCCAUUUACUGUUAGCAGUUGCAGAUGGAACUUCAACUGCACUGUUGUAACAUGAACCUGUUUUAAGUACCAGUAAACGCAUAAUGGAAAGAAAAGCUCUUGUUUAAACUAAACCUUUUUCAGUAGUGGAUAUAUGCAUACAAGUAAUGCAAGCUGUUUACCAGUUACAGAUCUUUAGAGAAGUCCCUCUUUCCAUUUUUCAUGUAGCUCAUUGCCCAUAAUCGUCCAGCAGCUGACCUCCGAAUAACAAUAACUGUGAGCUAUCCAUUUGAUUAAAAGAAUGAAAUGAAAAAAAAAGCAAGAAAUUUCCCAUUAUCAAAAGACAUACAUGAGUGGGAGUUGGCAGAUAGUGGGGAUGAGUGGGAAGGGGGAAUAAGCACAUAAACUAUUGUUUGUAUCGAAUACAUUUUUACAGAAAAAGGGUCAACACGUCAUGGAGACCAUUUGCAGAGAAUGCAAUUCUAUUUUGGGCACAUAUUGGAACUUUUAUUUAUAUCAGUCAUAAAUGUUUAGGCCAGUAUAAAGUUACACUGGUGAUUUUCAGAAGUUGUAUUUUGCACUUGGUUUAAGCUGCUCUAACUGUUGUAUCAGAAAGAAUAACGAUGCUUUUUUUGUUACAAUGGAUUACGUAGCAGGCUGAAAAAAAGCACAAAUAAUAGUUGUGCUGCUCGUUUGUAAAACAAAAGUGGAAACUCAGAUAUGUGCUUAACCUCCUGAUUGGCUAGACUGUUUUCUUUUAUUUCCAUACAGUGUGUAUGGAAUAUUUGCUGUGGAAAUUUGCACUGUUUUCCAAUUUUUACUAUUACUAAAGAAGCUUUUAUUCAUAUAAAGCCCACACACCAUAUUGACUUUUUCUCCGAUUUCUUUGUUCCAGUGAGUUUAUACUGCUUUUGUUGACACAGUGUAGUAGGUGAUGGUCUGAGGCAAAUCCUGCACUGCUUGUUUGGUGCUCAUGUGUGUCUCAAUAACUCUUUAAGUACAUAGCCUGCCAGUGUAACUCCUUAACAAGUGUGUAAUAUUUGGCUCGUUUGCAAAAUACCCUUGUGGGGAAAAGCUUCCAAAGGCAGUCUUUGAUAAAGGCUGCUUUUGUUGUAUGAUAGUAUUUUGGCCUCGGCCUUAAUAGUUUUAAUAUAACUUUUAAGUGUCAUUUUCAUUGAAUGCUCAGGGCAACAAGAAUAAAGGUGAUGGCUUUUAUUUAAGAAUGGUAUAGUAAAUGGUUAAAAGUGCAAAAAACUUGAAAAGAUUCUGUAGUGAGACGUGAACUUGAUCUGCAUUAUGGCUGUUUGGUUUAAACCCUCCAAAAACUCAGCUUAAAAUGUAUACAAUGCCUACUUGCAAAUUUGUUGAAAAAGUUUUUUUUUUCCAUUGUAAAUAUGUAUGUACAUACUGGCAGUUGGAAACUAGAAUGGUUAGAAUACUUUUCUGAAUCCAAGCCUAUUUUUAUUUUAUACAGUAUUUCUCAGUUGUGAUCUUUGGAGCAAAAGCCAAUGACAGGGAAAAAGAGUUUGUACCAGUUUAAUGAAGUUGUCUUUGGUUACAUGUAAAUAAUUUUAACUCAAAUAAAGUUGCUACUUUCAGUAAUUUU